AUGCAUGUUAAAAUGAGAUGAACAACGCAACUCCAAUGGCGUUAAGAGCCAUUGCUAAUCCAGGAGACAGAAACCGCUUGUUAAACUUGAUCAAUCAGUCGACCACUCUUUCUCACCUCAAUCAGACCCAUGCCCAAAUCAUUCACAAUGGCCAUCUUCGUGACAACUUCAUCGUCACAAAACUCAUUCAAAAACUCCUCGACUUCAAAGCUCAGGCGCAAGCCAAACUCCUCUUCGCCAACAUCGACUCCCCCGAUCUCUUCCUCUACAAUGUCCUCAUCAAAGGCCUCAGACACGCCCCCUUCGACUCCCUAUCCGUAUACAACACUCUUCUCCGGAAAACAGAGCUCAAACCUGAUAAUUUCACUUAUUCCUUUGUUAUCUCCGCUUUCUCGUCAUUCUCAUCGUCCGCGUAUGAGAAAGUGGCGGUUUUGCUUCAUGGGCACGCGUUGGUUUCUGGUUUUGGAUCAGAUGCGUUUGUGGGUUCAGCGCUAGUCGACGCCUACACCAAAUUUUCCAAGAUUAGGAUUGCGCGCAAUGUGUUCGACGAAAUAUCGCAGCCAGAUACGGUUCUUUGGAACACGUUGCUAUCCGGUUUGGUGAAGAAUUCCUGCUUCGAUGAAUCGCUUGGGGUGUUCCGUGACAUGAUUUCGAUGGCAGCGCGGCUUGAUUCUACCACAUUGGCUGUUGCGCUCUCUGCCGUGGCUGAGCUGCAACGUUUGAGAGAUGGGAUGAUGGUGCAUGCAUUGGCUAUCAAGGUUGGUUGCCAUUUCGAUAAGCACGUGCUUACUUGUUUGGUUUCUUUGUAUUCGAAAUGUGGGUGUGUCUCGACCGCUCGAUUGUUGUUUGAGCUGAUUAGGAGGCCAGAUUUGGUUGCGUACAACGCGAUGAUAUCUGGUUUUUCUUGUAACGAUGAAGCUGAGAAAUCACUGCAGCUGUUUCAACAACUGCUUUCAUCAGAGAACAGGGUUAGCUCGAGUAGUUUAGUUGGUUUGAUACCAGUUUUCCAUCCGUUUGGUCGUUUGGAUCUUACUCGAACCAUCCAUGGCUUCUGUGUAAAGUCUGGUUUUGCUUCCAAUUCCUCUGUCUCAACUGCAUUAACGACGGUUUACAGCCGGCUGAACGAGCUUGAGCUUGCUAGGGGCCUCUUCGAUGAGUUACCGGAGAAGCCCCUAGCCUCAUGGAAUGCUAUGAUAUCGGGUUAUGCUCAGAACGGUGCCACAGAGAAGGCAAUAUCCCUUUUUCAGGAGAUGCAGGAGCUCGAUAUUCGGCCUAAUCCUGUCACGAUCACCACUAUUCUCUCGGCUUGCUCUCAGCUUGGCGCUUUAGGGUUGGGGAAAUGGCUUCAUCGUUUGAUAAAAAAGGAGUCUUUAUUGCCUAGCAUCUAUAUAUCAACUGCUUUAAUUGACAUGUACAUGAAAUGUGGGAGCAUUGAUGAGGCUAAGAGAUUAUUUGAUGCGAUGGAUGAGAGGAAUGCAGUGACUUGGAAUGCCAUGAUCUCCGGCUAUGGCCUCCAUGGAGAGGGGAAGGAGGCGCUGAGGUUAUACCGAGAAAUGCAGGAGGCCGGGAUCCCUCCAACAGGUGUAACUCAUCUAUCGGUUCUGUAUGCUUGCAGCCAUGCCGGUUUGGUGGAAGAAGGUGAAAGAGUCUUCCAUUCCAUGAUCCAUGUUCAUGGAUUUGAGCCCAAAUCCGAGCACUACGCGUGCAUGGUGGAUAUUCUUGGCCGGGGUGGGCAGCUGGAGGAAGCCGUUGAGUUCAUAACCAAGAAGAUGCACUUUGCACCCAGUCCUGCUCAGUGGGGUGCGUUGCUAGGAGCCUGUAUGGUCCACAAGGACACUAAGUUGGCGCGCCUGGCCUCUGCUCGGCUGUUUGAAUUGGAUCCAGGAAACAUAGGUUACCAUGUUCUCCUCUCAAAUAUACACUCCACCAAUAGCAACUUCUCCGAGGCUGCUUCUUUACGUCAAGUGGUGAGGAGGAGGGGGAAGACGCCCGGGUGCACCUUGAUCGAGGUGAAGGGGCGGGCACAUGUCUUCACGUCGGGUGACCGGUCCCACCCUCAGUCGGGGGAGAUCUACGCAGCGCUGGAGCAAGUGAUGGGGAAGAUGAAGGAUGAAGGGUAUGUUGCAGAGACUGUGAUGGCUUUGCAUGAUGUGGAGGAGGAGGAGAAGGAGAUGAUGGUGAAGGUUCAUAGUGAGAAACUGGCUAUUGCUUUUGGGCUUAUGAUGUGUAAAGAUGGAGAUGAUGAGAUUAGGAUUAUUAAGAAUCUUAGGGUGUGUUUGGAUUGUCAUACUUUUACCAAGUAUGUGUCUAAGAUUAGUGGGAGGAAAAUCACUGUGAGAGAUGCCAAUAGAUUUCACCAUUUUCAACAUGGAGAGUGUUCCUGUGGAGACUAUUGGUAACACAAUUGUUUGGCUUCGUAGUUUGAGAAUUUUUUAUAUUAUAGUUAUAGCAAAUCUAUGUUGUAAUUUUGAAAAUUCUGAGGGGAGGCGUUUUAAUUUG
Molecule: messenger RNA, 2499 nt
Organism: Salvia splendens (bonfire salvia)
Lineage: Eukaryota; Viridiplantae; Streptophyta; Magnoliopsida; Lamiales; Lamiaceae
Gene: MEF29
Product: Pentatricopeptide repeat (PPR) superfamily protein
Exons: 1
Coding region: 18-2399 (793 amino acids)
Biological process (GO): RNA modification
Molecular function (GO): protein binding; zinc ion binding; RNA binding
Source: RefSeq, a predicted model, not a curated record